Messenger RNA from Fusarium coffeatum, 867 nucleotides. RefSeq lists its product as uncharacterized. The record is from RefSeq and is a predicted model, not a curated record. Lineage: Eukaryota; Fungi; Ascomycota; Sordariomycetes; Hypocreales; Nectriaceae. The transcript is spliced from 2 exons. The coding region runs from base 1 to 867 and encodes 288 amino acids.
AUGAAGUUCCUUCUUCCCGUUCUCCUUGCUCCCGCUGUUAUGGGCCGAGCUUGCAAGGUUCCGCACCCCAGUGCCGAAGCUGCUGCUCCUGUCUACUCAGCUCCUGAGAAUACAGCCGUCGAGCCCAAGCCUGUUCACACCACUCUUGCAACUCAUGCAGCUGCUGCCAGCAAGACUACCAAGGCCGCUAUCAAGCCUCAGGCCGUGUCCAAGGCCAAGAAGACUGCUUCUAAGGCCAAGACUACGACCAAAUCUAAGGCUCUUGGUAAUGGCGCAUCUGUCUCUGGUUCAUCCACUUUCUACGGUGGUAACCUCUCUGGCGGAAACUGCAUGUUCACCACCUAUACUCUUCCUGCCGGCAUCAUGGGAACCGCCUUCUCUGGUCAGAAGUGGGACAGCGCUGCCAACUGCGGUGCCUGUAUCGAAGUCACCGGCCCCUCCGGAACUGUCAAGGCCAUGAUCGUCGACAAGUGCCCCGAGUGUGACCCCGGCCAUCUCGAUCUCUUCCCCGACGCCUUCAAGGCCGUUGGCGGCACAAACGGCAUCGUCAAGACCUCUUACAAGUUUGUUGAGUGCGGCAUCACCACUCCUCUUGUUCUUCACAACAAGUCCGGUACCUCCACCAACUGGUUCUCCAUCCAGGUCGUCAACGCCAACGAGCCUGUCAAGAGCGUCGAGGUUUCCACGGACGGCGGCAAGACCUGGGGUAAGACUGAGCGCAAGGAGUACAAUUUCUUUGAGAACCCUUCCGGUUUUGGCAAGGAGUCUGUCGAUGUUAAGAUUACUAGCAGCACUGGAAAGACUGUUGUUGUCAACAAGGUUGGCGUGACUCCUGAUGCUCAGUACAAGGCCAAGGCCAACUUUUAA